GACUCCAUUCACUAAACAUGAAGGGGCUUUUCAUCUUCUGCACGCUUGUGCUGGCUGCUUUCAGCAAUGACAGCUUUAUUGGUGAUCAGGUUUUGCGGAUAACUGCUAACAGUGAGGAGCAGAUUUACAUGUUGAAAGAUCUGGCAGAGCUGGACCAUUUACAGCUAGAUGUUUGGAGGGAAGCAGUAAAACCUGAGGACAGCAUGGAUAUUCAUGUUCCACACAGCAGUCUUCAAACUGUGAAAGCCUUUCUGGAGUCACAUGGCAUCUCUUAUUCUGUCAUGAUUGAAGAUGUGCAGUCAGUUGUAGAUCAUGAGAGAGCAGAGAUGUUGGCAGCUCGCUCAACAGCUCAAAUAAGAAGCACCAACAGCUUUGAUUAUGCAAACUAUCAUACUCUUGAAGAGAUUUACAACUGGAUGGAUGAACUUGCCUCUGAGUACCCACACCUGGUCACUAAGGAACAGAUUGGUUCCAGCUAUGAAGGCCGACCCCUUUACAUCCUAAAGUUCAGCACAGGAGGAAACAAUCGUCCCAGUAUCUGGAUUGAUACAGGUAUUCAUUCCCGUGAGUGGGUUACUCAAGCCACUGGAGUUUGGAUGGCCAAAAAGAUUGCCAGUGAUUAUGGAAAUGAUGAGUCCAUUACUUCCAUUCUGGAUCAAAUGGAUAUUUUCAUUGAGAUUGUCACGAAUCCUGACGGCUUUCAUUUCACACACACAAAGAAUCGUAUGUGGCGUAAAACAAGGUCCAUCAAUGCUGGCACUUCUUGUGUUGGAGUUGAUCCUAACAGAAACUGGGAUGCUGGCUUUGGAGGACCAGGUGCCAGCUCUCAGCCCUGCUCAGAGACCUACCGUGGACCAAGGGCCAAUUCUGAAAAAGAAGUUAAAGCCAUUGUAGAUUUUGUGCAAGCCCAUGGAAAUAUCAAGGCCUUCGUCUCCAUCCACAGUUAUUCCCAGCUGCUGCUUUAUCCAUAUGGGUACACUUCCACACCUGUUCCUGAUAAGCAAGAACUGCAUGACCUUGCUCAAAGAGCUGUUUCUGCAUUGUCCUCAUUGUAUGGAACAAGUUACAGAUAUGGCAGCAUCAUCACUACCAUUUACCAAGCCAGUGGCGGAACCAUCGACUGGACCUAUAAACAAGGCAUCAAGUAUUCCUAUACCUUUGAACUACGCGACAAUGGGCGCUAUGGCUUCUUGCUUCCUGCUAACCAGAUUAUUCCCACUGCUCAGGAAACAUGGCUGGCUGUGAAGGUCAUCAUGGAGCAUACGCGUGACAAUCCUUACUAAUUGAAUUGGGUCACUGUGACUCUAGAGUUUAAUUCCCACCAUACACCAGACAGUAAUUACAAAUCAACUUUGCUUCUCCUUAGGAAAUGUUGAUUUUUAAACAACAAAUAAAAGAAUAAAGUACUCUACUUAGAAUUCCUCAGAUAACUUAUGUAUGAGACUUGGAAUAAAUUUAUUUCUGACAAAA
This is a messenger RNA of Polypterus senegalus (gray bichir), 1470 nucleotides long. Its product is annotated as carboxypeptidase A1-like. The record is from RefSeq and is a predicted model, not a curated record. The transcript has 11 exons. Gene Ontology annotation, biological process: proteolysis. NCBI's taxonomy places the organism in Eukaryota, Metazoa, Chordata, Cladistia, Polypteriformes, Polypteridae. Gene Ontology annotation, molecular function: zinc ion binding; metallocarboxypeptidase activity. The coding region runs from base 18 to 1283 and encodes 421 amino acids.